UGGGCAGUUGCCAGUCUGCCAUGGUCCCGCCUUCCCAACUCCAACAAACAAAAGCCCCAGGGCUAAAAUCACGACAACAAGAUUACCACUUCAUGCAAAGAAACAGAGGGUCUCAUUCAAGGCAUACCACUCUUUUCACAACAGUAUCUCUCUGAAAAUACUGACGACAAACGAAUCAUAUCCCCCAGAUAUCCAAUUCUAUCAACAACAACAUCCCCCAUGAAGGUUAAGAUCACCCGGUGGAAUACCGUCGCGACGUGGCGAUGGGAUAUCCCCGAAGACGAUGUCUGUGGUAUCUGUCAAGUCCACUUUGACGGCACAUGUCCAACCUGCAAGUACCCUGGUGAUGACUGCAGCAUCCUGUCUGGCAAGUGUGGCCACAACUUCCAUAUGCAUUGCAUCCUGGAGUGGAUCAAGCAGGACUCAGCAAAGGGCCAGUGCCCAAUGUGCCGUCAAAAAUUCGAGUUCACUGAUCCAAAGAAUGAGACAAACGAGAGCUAGGGGUUUCUCAUGGAAAUGAUUUGACAUGGUUGGCGUUUGGCGAACUGUUUUUAGCGAUACCCAUGGCCCUUGCGAAGGUUCUGUUGGACUUACGAACAGACUGCCUAGCCCUGUCGGCCGUCCCAUCGCGAGCCAAAGAAAAAGACUCCCACAUAUGGUCUAGAAUUCUUCAGGACAGGAUGAAAAAAGUGAUGGUAUUCGUGGUAGUGACAAGCAAAGACGCUUUCAACAAUCACGUCUCGUUCCAUUGACCUGAGACCAAGGCCUGGAGUGAGAAAAGCAUGGCCUCAGCGAAGAAAAAGUCAGGAUAUCAUAAAUCGUCACAGAGUAUGUGUUUAUAUAUAUUUCUGACGGAAGCAGAAAGCUAUUGUUCAAGGCAAUGCGGUUUC
This is a messenger RNA of Colletotrichum acutatum, 890 nucleotides long. RefSeq names its product anaphase-promoting complex subunit 11. The transcript has 4 exons. The coding region runs from base 220 to 501 and encodes 93 amino acids. Gene Ontology annotation, biological process: protein ubiquitination; anaphase-promoting complex-dependent catabolic process; positive regulation of mitotic metaphase/anaphase transition. The record is from RefSeq and is a predicted model, not a curated record. Gene Ontology annotation, cellular component: anaphase-promoting complex; nucleus. Gene Ontology annotation, molecular function: ubiquitin protein ligase activity; cullin family protein binding; zinc ion binding. Lineage: Eukaryota; Fungi; Ascomycota; Sordariomycetes; Glomerellales; Glomerellaceae.